Nicotiana tabacum (common tobacco) is the source of this 1407-nucleotide messenger RNA. The record is from RefSeq and is a predicted model, not a curated record. NCBI's taxonomy places the organism in Eukaryota, Viridiplantae, Streptophyta, Magnoliopsida, Solanales, Solanaceae.
AUGGCGCCUUAUCAAAGGCCACAGGGAUACAAUAAUCAAAAUCAGCAACAGGGGUAUCACCCUCCUCAGCAGCAGCAUGGUAGACGGCAGGAAGAUGGAGACUUAGACUUGGAGCAAAAGAGGGCUCGAGAAAGCAGACAGGCUGAGACACUUGUACCAGUGCCCAUUGAGCUAGACGAGUCAACAAAAUUGACUGAGGUAAAUAUUCCAUUGAUAGAUGCUUUGAAGAAGAUGCCUGGUUAUGCAAAAAGGAUGAAGGACUUGAUGUCCCGAAAGUUCGAUUUCCAAGAACUGGCCACGGUGACACUGACUCUAACCUGCAGUGUGGUGGUGACGAGACCAAUUACUGAGAAGCUAUCUCAUCUAGGGAGUUUCACAAUUCCAUGUACCAUUGGUAAUUUUGCUUUCGCCAAAGCGUUGUGUGAUUUGGGGGCUAUCAUAAAUCUUAUGCCAUUGGCGAUCUAUAAGAGGUUGGGGAUUGGAAGAGCUAGAUCCAUUUCUAUGUUGUUACAGCUGGCUGAUAGGACCGUGAAAAGACCCUCUGGUAUCUUGGAUGAUGUGUUGAUUCAGGAGAUGUUGGAUGUGGUGGUUGCUUUCGACAAAUUCAGAUCAUACCUGAUUGGCUCUAAGGGCUGCAAUGAAUAUCAGCGAAUCGGGAACAUUUCCCAUUGCCAUGAGAUGCCCAUGAACCCGAUUCAAGAGGUAGAAAUGUUUGAUGUCUGGGGGAUUGACUUCAUGGGACCCUUCGUCAGCUACUUUGGAAAUAAGUACAUACUUGUUGUUGUAGAUUACGUGUCCAAAGGGGUAGGAGCUACAGCAUUGCCCACUAAGGAUGCAAGAGUGGUGGUAGGGUUUUUGAAGAAGAACAUAUUUACCUGUUUUGGGACCCCGAGAGCGAUUAUCAGUGACGGAGGCACCCACUUCUGUAAUCGAGCCUUCGAGAAGUUGCUAGCAAAGUAUGAUGUAUGCCACAAUGUGGCAACACCAUAUCAUCCGCAAACCAGUGCACAGGUGGAAGUGUCUAAUAGAGAGAUAAAGAGUAUAUUGACCAAGACGCUGGUGUUCGGGAAGGCCUGCCACUUGCCAGUGGAACUUGAACAUAAAGCUUGGUGGGCACUAAAACAGUUGAACCUAGACAUUGAGGCUGCGGGCACAACGAGAAUCACUGAACUGCAUGAGCUUGACGAAUUCCGAUAUCUGGCUUUUAAAGGAGAACAAGGUACUAUGGCUCCAUCUCGAAAAUGUCGCGCCAUAGGUGCCUCUUAUAGCAGCCAAGCUGGCUCGUCCAGGGCGUGCGGGUCAGCCCCAGCUCGCCCAUUUAAUAGUAGCAGGUUUGUCUCUGCCAAAGCCCAGAACCGCUUUGCGGAUAAAGCCCCUAAAAAGACGAUACCGGGAAAGGGGAAUUGA